AUGAGGAACACCAGCAAGGAGGUGCCAGGCGCCUCCAACCGCUACGCUACCUGCGACUGGUAUUACCACCUACCUGCAAAGCGCUCUGAGAAGGCUGUGGGUGCCCCACCUGCAUCCCAGAUCCCAGGGCUCAGUGACGUGGGAGACUCCCCAAAUGAAAACAUGCCCCGUGCUCGGAGAUACUGGAUAAAAGAAACAGACUCAGAGUAUGUGAAGCUGGCUAAGCAAGGCGGCAGACCUGAUUUGCUGAAGCACUUUGUCCCUGGAACCAGGAAGGGCUCCCCAGUAGCCUACUCCCUGCCAGACUGGUAUAUCCACCACAGCAAGCCUCCGACAGCUCACCAUCGAGAAGUCCCCGUGGUGUCCAUGCCAGAUUACAUGGUGUAUGAAGAAUUCAACUCUGAUCAGGCCAAUGGUAGUUAUGAGUCCAGACGAGGCCCCUUUGACUUUGAUAUGAAAACAGUUUGGCAAAGAGAGGCCGAGGAACUUGAAAUUGAGAAAAGAAAGGUGAAACUGCCAGCCAUUAACUCCAAGAAUCCUAGCAAAGUGGGGACCCCAGUUAGCCACAAAGACUCUGAACGAAGCAAGCUGUCAUUGCCUCCUAUGCCUGGUCAAAAAAGCAGUUCACCAACAAACUUUUCCAAACUUAUCAGCAACGGCUAUAAGGAUGAAUGGUUCCAGCAGCAGCAAGCAGAUGCUGACAAGAGAACUCCAAAGACAUCCAGGGCAUCCUUGUCCAACCAGUCCACAAAGGACUCAGAAAAUACCCAGGACACAGAGACAGCCCAAGAUCCAGAGGCCCCUGAAGUCUCUGAGAAAACUCCAGAUGAGGAAGGAUCCCCAUCAGAAUCAACGCCUGCUGAGCUCAAAUAA
Cricetulus griseus (Chinese hamster) is the source of this 873-nucleotide messenger RNA. The record is from RefSeq and is a predicted model, not a curated record. Lineage: Eukaryota; Metazoa; Chordata; Mammalia; Rodentia; Cricetidae.